AUGUCAAGUGAGGCAACCCCAGUAUUUCAAAUGAAUCAAAAGAAAUUAAAAGAACUUGCCGAAAGUGCUAAUGCUAUCAAAAUCGGUGGCAAGGGUACAGCUCGUCGCAAGAAGAAAAUUAUUCAUCGACCAGCUAAUGUAGAUGAUAAAAAACUUCAAAGCUCAUUGAAGAAACUUGCUGCAAAUAAUAUUCCAGGCAUUGAAGAGGUCAAUCUAUUUAAAGAUAAUGGUGAAGUAAUUCAUUUUGCUAAUCCUAAAGUACAAGCAUCACUCAGUUCAAAUACAUUUGCUAUCAGUGGUGCUUCGGAUACAAAAUCUCUACAGGAUAUGUUACCGACAAUUAUGUCACAAAUGGGCAUGUCAACUGAUGUAGGUUUGGCAAGUGAAGCAGGCCGACGUAAAGCUGGUUCACAUGGUGAACAACAUGGAGGCGAAGGACAUACUGGAACAAUAAAUGAACAAGAAGGUGAUGAUGAAGUUCCUGUUGCUAUUAUUAUAGAAACAAAUCAAUUUGAUAAAAAUAUUAAUAAUACAAAUAAUAAUAAUAAUAAUACCGAUAGUUUCUCGACAUCAACUAGCAAACGAGUAUUAAAUGAACACUUAAAGAUUAUUAGUACUAUUAGUUGUAUAUCCGUUGGAAUUAUGGUAGUCAUUGUUGUUACAUAUUUAACUAAAAGAUAUUUUAAUUAUAGAAGAACAAACGUUCUUGAAACAAGUGAACAUACAGUGCCAUUAGCAACAUAA
Messenger RNA from Rotaria sp. Silwood2, 744 nucleotides. NCBI's taxonomy places the organism in Eukaryota, Metazoa, Rotifera, Eurotatoria, Philodinida, Philodinidae. The record is from the annotation of a GenBank genome assembly.